UGCAGCUCAUCUCCGAAUUAGCCUCCGUCGCCACGUCCUCGCGUGAAGCAUCCCCCCGCGACUGGAAUGACAUCAGAGCAGCUCCGAGUCCUUGAAAGUCUGGGGGUUGAUUAGCUGGAGGAAUUGGCCGCUUCUGCCAAUCACCACCCUGCAAAGCCGCCUCGAUACUCUUGUAGAUACGAGGGAGAGGGAAGCUGACUACAGCAAACAGGAGGCACGGCGGCAGCACCAGCAGUAGUAAUGGGAGCAGCUGGUAGCCGGGUGAUUAAAUAGUUCUCGCAGCCUUUUUGCUAUAGCCUGGCUGCUCCCCGGUGUAAUCCCCAUGUCCGAGAAGGAAGCUGCGUUUUUAACAGUGUGCUGAACAGAGGUUUGAAUCAUUCCAGCCGGCUGCUUGUUUUGAAAAGGACAGUCUGUGUAUAAAUGAGAUGUGACUGUGCCGGCAGAGUUCAGUUAAUGGGGCUGGAGCAAGAGGAACCUUCCCGGGAUGCCGCUCAGACAGCUGCUAUCAAUUGAAAACUCUCCCUAGCUUACCUGGAGCCACGUGAAGAGAUUUGAAUAGCAGAUGUCUCUUUCCUGCACGCUAGGAAGAGAAAUUCUUCUCUAGAUAAUGUUAAGAGUCCUCUUCAUUGAUUAUUGGCAGCUGCUGCAUUCCAAGAAAGCCUCUUUCAAUUUAGCUUUCUGGAUCCUUUGACUUCCCACUCCAACAGCUUUAUAACCUCCCCGACAGCUUCAUAAAUGCACUGCAAUGGUCACAUGAACAUCUUGGGAGGGGAAUCGGCACCUCUGCAUCUCCUCGUUCCUAUGGCACUUUAGGAAGAGAGAACCAAAAAAGCGGCAAGUCCGACAGAAUUUGGAAGUCCUGCGAAAGAUGAAUCUAAUUGUGAAGCUCCGCAGAAGUUUCAGAACGCUGGUCAUUCUCCUGGCUACCUUCUGCUUGGCAAGUAUUGUCAUUUCUGCCUAUUACCUCUACACUGGUUACAAGCAGGAGAUGGCCCUUGUGGAAACCACCGGAGAAGCCGAGUGUGAGGACCUCAAGAUCCUACCAUACAGGUCCGUGGAGCUGAAAACAGCUAAGCCAAUUGAUCCAUCUAAAACUGAUCCCACUGUCCUCCUGUUUGUGGAAAGCCAGUACUCCCAGCUGGGGCAAGACAUCAUAGCCAUCCUCGAGUCCAGCAGAUUUCAGUACCACAUGGUCAUCGCACCAGCUAAGGGGGAUAUUCCCCCUCUCACAGACAAUGGAAGAGGAAAAUACACAGUUGUUAUAUAUGAGAAUAUUUUAAAGUAUGCAUCCAUGGACUCAUGGAAUAGAGAGCUUCUGGAAAAAUACUGUGUGGAAUACAGUGUUAGCAUAAUUGGUUUUCAUAAAGCCAACGAGAACAGCUCCCCAAGUACAAAACUCAAAGGAUUGCCAUUACAUCUUUUCAAUAAUGUAGCCCUCAAAGACUGCGUGGUAAACCCUCAGUCUCCCCUGCUGCGCAUUACCAAAGCGCCAAGGGUUGAGAAAGGUCCACUGCCCGGCGAAGACUGGACAGUUUUCCAGUUUAACCAUUCCACCUAUCAACCUGUGCUUUUAACUGAACUGCAGACCUCCAGACCAUCCCCCGCAGCAUUGCCAAAGGCUGCUCUGUAUGCAACCGUCAUCCAGGACUUGGGGCUUCAUGAUGGGAUUCAAAGAGUCCUUUUUGGAAACAACCUGACCUUCUGGUUGCACAAACUGAUCUUCAUUGAUGCCAUCUCUUUCCUGUCAGGGAAGAAGCUCACACUGUCCUUGGAUAGGUAUAUUCUGGUUGACAUAGAUGACAUCUUUGUUGGGAAGGAGGGAACAAGGAUGAACAUCAAAGAUGUGAAGGCUUUACUAGAGACUCAAAAUUUACUGCGCACUCAGGUUGCAAAUUUUACCUUCAACCUUGGAUUUUCAGGAAAAUUUUACCACACAGGGACUGAAGAGGAAGAUGAAGGCGACGACCUGCUGUUGAGAUCUGUGGAUGAGUUUUGGUGGUUUCCCCAUAUGUGGAGUCACAUGCAGCCUCACCUCUUCCAUAAUGAGUCAUCACUGGUGGAGCAAAUGAUCCUCAACAAAGAAUUUGCAAUAGAGCACAGCAUACCGACUGGCAUGGGGUACGCAGUGGCUCCGCACCACUCCGGUGUCUACCCGGUUCACAUCCAGCUGUACGAGGCCUGGAAGAAGGUCUGGCACAUCCGAGUGACCAGCACAGAAGAAUAUCCACACCUGAAGCCUGCACGGUACAGACGGGGCUUCAUCCACAAUGGCAUCAUGGUGCUCCCUCGACAGACCUGUGGCCUUUUCACUCACACUAUUUUUUACAAGGAAUAUCCUGGGGGUCCUCAGGAGCUGGACAAAAGUAUCCGAGGAGGCGAACUCUUCCUCACCAUUCUCUUGAAUCCCAUCAGCAUCUUCAUGACCCAUUUGUCUAAUUAUGGGAAUGACCGCCUGGGCUUAUACACCUUUGCGAACCUGGCCAACUUUGUUAAGAGCUCGACUAACCUGAAACUGCAGACGCUGCCCCCGGUUCAGCUGGCUCAGAAGUACUUUGAGCUCUUCCCAGAGCAGACGGACCCUCUUUGGCAGAAUCCAUGUGAUGAUAAACGACACAGGGAUAUUUGGUCCAGAGACAAAACGUGUGACCACCUACCCAAAUUUCUUGUGAUAGGACCCCAGAAAACAGGAACAACAGCUCUUUAUUUAUUUCUUCUGAUGCAUCCUUCCAUUAUCAGUAAUCUCCCCAGUCCAAAAACUUUUGAAGAAGUUCAAUUCUUCAACGGAAACAACUACCACAAGGGAAUUGACUGGUACAUGGAUUUCUUCCCCACUCCUUCCAACGUCACCACCAACCUCCUCUUUGAGAAAAGUGCCAACUAUUUCCAUUCCGAGGAAGCCCCGAAGCGAGCUGCUUCCCUCAUCCCCAAGGCCAAGAUCAUCACCAUCCUCAUCGACCCAUCUGAUCGGGCGUAUUCCUGGUACCAGCAUCAGCGAUCCCACGAGGACCCCACUGCCCUGAAAUUCAAUUUUUAUGAAGUCAUUACAUCCAGCCAUUGGGCACCCUCGGAGAUAAGGACUCUCCAGAAGAGAUGCCUGACACCCGGAUGGUACGCUGUCCAUAUCGAAAGAUGGUUAACUCAUUACCCUGCUUCACAGCUAGCAUAUCUACCCCUACAGUUGUUUAUUAUUGAUGGACAGCAGCUAAGAAGUGACCCAGCUACUGUGAUGGAUGAAGUACAGAAGUUCCUUGGAGUUUCUCCUCAUUAUAAUUACUCCGAAGCUCUAACGUUUGACCCUCUGAAAGGCUUUUGGUGCCAGUUAUUGGAAGGAGGGAAAACAAAGUGCCUGGGCAAAAGCAAAGGUCGAAAAUAUCCACCGAUGGACCAAGAGUCUCGAGCGUUUCUGUCAAGCUACUACAGAGACCACAACGUGGAGUUGUCCAAGCUGCUGCACAGGCUGGGGCAGCCCCUGCCCUCCUGGCUGAGACAGGAGCUGCAGAAGGUCAGGUAGCACACAAGGGCUGGGGACCCAAACAAGGACAAUUCCCUUCACCGUCAAACCCCUUGCUUCUCCGAUUCACUUGUGAUCAUCAGUAGAGGACCUCAUGAAUAAUGCUCUUUCUAUUGAAAAACAAACAAACAAAACCACAAAAUAAUAAUUAAAAAAAAAAAAAAAAAGAAAAACGAAAAACAAAAAAACGACAAACCGACAAUUGUUUAUAUGCACGUGCUGACAGUUAUUAGCAUCGACCCCUUUUGUCAGCUUCCAGGAAAUAAAGCAGAGCUACAUGGCAUUACUCUUUAUCCAGCCCAGGAUUCGUGCGUAGCCUAGUUCCUCUGUUCACCAGGAAGUACCAGAAACUGUGUGUAGGACGGGUUGGUGAAUUGCAGUCUGUCAGGACACGAGCAAAGGAUGGGAACAUCUCUCGCUGGACUGUGAGGUUGGUCAUCCGCUGGGCUUCGUCCAUGUUUGGUUUUGCUGGUUUUACCCUCAACCCUGCACGUUUUACUAUAAUUUUAUAGGGGGAUAUUCAGCACUUUGCAGUCGGAUCCCUAAUGGUUAAGAUACAUAUAGUGUAAAAGCACCAUCAUUCCUUUCUCCACAGAAAGAGAUAGGAUAAAUUCUCGCCUAACCUGCUUCCCUGGGCUUCCUGCAAUAACUGAUGACAAUCUGUGCUCCUUUUUCUGCUGGUUUGGGUUUUUUUCCCCCUUCACAACAAGACAUAUCCUGAUAUACUGGAGACAUGGGGGUUGUUGGGGUACAAGGCAGCAAGGUGGCCCUCCUCCCAGAUCUCAGUGAAAUCCAUUGCCUGUCUUUCGGACAUGGCUACUUUGCCAGCCUGAUAAGGUUUUUCAUCGCAUCUGUUGCGAUGUCUCCAGAGCUGGGACAGAGCUCUGACAUGUGAAAUCAUAUCAAAUAUUUUGUUAUUGUGCCACAGGACUCCUUAAAGCACUAUCAAAACCUUUUAAAAUCUAAGCAGGCCAUGCAAGCAGUGUACUGACAGUAACCUAAUAUCAACAAUUUUGUUUCUAUCUGGAAAGCAAUGUUUUUGCUUUGAAGCCUUCAAAGCAAGAGAUUUAGUCAUUUAGGGUCUCAGUCUGCAAGCUAUUACAGAAAAAAAAAAAAAAACAACUUUAAUAAACAAAGGUAUUUGUUAAGGUUUUGAAAAAAAAAACUAGUCUGCUAAGAAUAAACUCUUUCUGUAGACUUUAAUGGAGCUGAACAGACAAGCAUAUCCACUACAUAUCACAUAUACAUGUACGACACAUAUAUUUUUGUGCCUGCAUAUCUCCCUACAAUAUAUCUAGAUCAUACAUACAUUUGAUUUUAAAACAUCUGCUUUUUGUGCCCACAUUUAAAUGAAAGAGUGGAUUACCAAAAAUAUGGUAUUAUGAACCGUGCCUUCUUCUCUGAUCCGUGUGGGCAAGGUCGACAAGACUGGGCAGAAGCUCGCUGGGAAAUUUAAGCUGAGGGAAUAAAUACCACUUAGGCAUUUUAGCCUUGUAACACUUUUUCUCAAGAAAACGAAAGCUGGCAAAGCUUUGCUACAUGUUCUUUAUGCAGCACAAAAGGGAGUAGGUUUUCGUUUCCAGGCUUCCCCACCCUCGGCAUAAGCCAUUUCAGAUGCUGCAGGGGCUUUGUGCUUUCCCCUCCCUAUGGGUUUGAUCCUUACCUCCCAGUGCAGGAGGCAGAGCUGGAUGUUGGGGUUGCACCAUGAGUUGAAACGCGUGAGAGCUAGCCUCAGGAAGCACAAAACAGUGCACAUCAUGGACUGUGGGAUUCAAGAGCACUAGAACAAGUUAAUUUAGGCCUCAAAUCCGUUGACACAUGUAGAUAUCUAUCUUAGCAUUUCCCAGCUCCUGAAUCAUGAGACUGUCCGCCAAGAUCACGACACUAGCUUAUUUUGGACUGACAAGUCCAGGGCUUCCCAGAGCUAUCCUGGUGCCACCCAUCCCGCUCCCAGCUCGGCAGCAGUGGCACUUGCUGAUGAGGGUCCUCUGGCCCCAGCUGACCGCACAGUAUUCCCUCUCGCCUGGCCUCCAUCCCUUUCCCCCACCACCGCCCAGCUGAACGUGCCUGGCUGCUUCCUCCCUCCGCAGGGUUCCAGCCCUCCCCUCGGUCCCAGCGGUGCCCUGGCGCAGGUCCCUCAGCCCCGCGAGGAGCUGGCGCUCCCCUCCCUGGCCCCGUGGGGUUGCACAGAGGAGAGGCCAAGGGUGCCACCGGCACCGAGUCCCUGCACGGCCUCCUGUGGUCCUGCUCUCCACUUCAGCCCUCGCUCCUUCUGCGGGAAGACCCACAGCAGGGGUGAGGAGAGGAAAAAGAUGGGGGCCCCCCGCCCAGCCACCGCAGGAGCACGACAUGCCCGGCCCCACCAGUGCUGCACCGGCCUACCCACUCAGAGACGUACACGAACACACGGGAAAGCCCGAAAGACAAGCAUUGCCCCGUCUCCUCUUUGCUUUUAAAUAUUGAAAUGAGAUUCAUCUCCCAUAAGUGAGACAUCUACUUUAUUUUAUAGGUGAUGAAGGGAAAUAGUGCUUCUAGGACACCAUUCAUCUCAUCACAAAGCAGACUUCUUAAAUGAGUGAGAUUAAUCUUGCCUCUUCCUCUCUAUUGAUUGUAAAAGGACAAUAGACAACUCGUUCAGAGGGAGAGCUCAGCUGUAUAGAUCUAAAAUUAGGUGAGCUGAAAAGGAGAUGGUAUUUCAUUUCUCAGCUAUAGUUGUUGAAGAUGAGAGGGGCUGAGGGAAGGUUUUAAUUUUGUUUUGUUUUCCUAAAGUAAUUUUUCUAGUUCUUAUGUUUAGACCAGGAGGACUCUUCAAAAUGAGCUAGGGCAAACUCAAUUCCAAAUAAAAGGAACCUUACA
Messenger RNA from Tyto alba (common barn owl), 6367 nucleotides. It is a transcript of the gene NDST4, whose product is annotated as N-deacetylase and N-sulfotransferase 4. The coding region runs from base 869 to 3511 and encodes 880 amino acids. The transcript has 14 exons. Gene Ontology annotation, cellular component: Golgi apparatus. The record is from RefSeq and is a predicted model, not a curated record. Gene Ontology annotation, molecular function: deacetylase activity; heparan sulfate N-sulfotransferase activity. Lineage: Eukaryota; Metazoa; Chordata; Aves; Strigiformes; Tytonidae.